Molecule: messenger RNA, 1436 nt
Organism: Suricata suricatta (meerkat)
Lineage: Eukaryota; Metazoa; Chordata; Mammalia; Carnivora; Herpestidae
Gene: HSF2BP
Product: heat shock transcription factor 2 binding protein
Exons: 7
Coding region: 40-1053 (337 amino acids)
Cellular component (GO): cytosol
Source: RefSeq, a predicted model, not a curated record
CCCCGCCGCGCAGGCGCACGGAGCCGAGGCCGCGCAGCCAUGGGCGAAGCAGGCGGGACUGAGGAGGCCUGCCGGCACUUGGGAGCUAAAGACGAAUUCGUCAAAGUCAGAAAGAAGGACCUGGAACGGCUGACAACGGAAGUAAUGCAAAUCCGGGACUUCUUGCCCAGAAUACUAAAUGGGGAAGUGCUGGAAAGCUUCCAGAAGCUAAAGAUUGUAGAAAAAAACCUGGAAAGGAAAGAGCAAGUAUUAGAGCACCUGAGAAUGGACUGUGAGCACUUUAAAGCGCGCCUAGAGGCUGUGCAGGCUGACGGCACGAGGGAGAAGAAGGAGAAGCUCGCUCUCCGACAGCAGCUGAACGAAGCCAAGCAGCAGCUCCUGCAGCAGGCGGAGUACUGCACGGCCAUGGGCGCGGUGGCCUGCACGCUCCUGUGGGGCGUCUCCGGCAGCGAGGACGUGGUCAAGGCCAUCCUCGGCGGGGAUAAAGCUUUGAAGUUUUUCAACAUCACUGGUCAAACAAUGGAGAGUUUUGUGAAGUCACUUGAUGGGGAUGUCAAGGAGCUUGAUUCUGAUGAAAAUCAGUUUGUGUUUGCUCUGGCCGGGAUCGUAACAAAUGUUGCUGCCAUAGCCUGUGGUCGAGAAUUCUUGGUUAAUUCAAGUCGGGUGCUGUUGGACACCAUUCUGCAGCUUCUGGGAGACCUCAAGCCGGGACAGUGCACCAAACUCAAAGUACCCCGACGCAGAGGUGUGUCUUCAUGCGCUGCGGCUCGUCCAGUCUGUGGUCCUGGAGCCGGAAGUCUUCUCCAAGGCCGCCUCCGAGUUCCAGAGCUCCCUGCCCCUGCAGCGCAUCCUGGCCAUGGCCAAGAGCCGCAACCCCCGCCUGCAGGCCGCGGCCCAGGAGCUCCUGGAGGACCUCCGCACCCUGGAGCGCCAUGCGUAGGGGCGGGCGUGUGCCCCUCCCCCUCCCCCGGGCCCCCGCUUUGUAUUCCAGAACCAUCGCCGUGUGCCGUGUGCCCUGGACGGGAGAGCGGGAGUGACUCGAGGGGAGCCUGAACGCACGUGUACCCGCACACCCUCCUCCUGGAAGCUGAGGCUCCUGUGGGUGACGGGGGACCUUGCCAGGGGCAGCCUGUGGAGCAGCCCAUCCUUCCGGAAAGGCCCAUGUCCUGUGCCUAGAAGAGGGCCGCCUCAGGAGACUCUCUGAGACCUGUGGCCCCGUACAAAGCGGGGUGAGCUGCCCCACUGGCCGCGUCUUGCUGAGCUACACGGUCAGAAGACGACCCACCCUCCCUCCAGUGGUUACAGCUAAUACCCGGAGGCGCACGUUUGCCUGUAGGCCUUUUGAUGAACCUGCUAUUUCAGGUGACAUUGGACAUUUUAGUUCUAUUUUUUUGUGCUGUUUUAUUUUUGAAUAAAGAAAGAGUCAUUGACGUGCA